UCCCGCUGGCCCCUUCCUCUUCCUCAAGCCCGGCUCGGCGCCUGCGGCGUCCCCGACCAACUGCUGCCUCCCGGGGCUCGGCCGCCGGACGCUUCGGACUUCUCCGACAGCAUCGCUUUGGGUCAGAUAAACUUUUACCCCGUAGAUGACACCAUGUCACAGGAAGAGUGAGCUCUGGCCCAUUUUACCAUGGAGGACUUGGGAAAGACUUUUGGAUCAGAGGAGGAAGAAGCCAACUAUUGGAGAGACCUGGCCAUGACCUACAAGCAGAGGGCAGAGACUACACAGGAGGAACUCCGAGAGUUCCAGGAGGGAAGUCGGGAAUAUGAAGCUGAAUUGGAGACUCAGCUGCAGCAAAUCGAAACCAGGAACCGGGACCUCCUGUCAGAGAAUAACCGCCUUCGGAUGGAGUUGGAGACCGUGAAGGAGAAGUUUGAAAUGCAGCAUUCAGAAGGCUACCGGCAGAUCUCGGCCUUGGAGGAUGAUCUGGCUCAGACGAAAGCCAUUAAAGAUCAGCUGCAGAAAUACAUCCGGGAAUUGGAGCAAGCCAACGACGACCUGGAGAGAGCCAAACGAGCCACAAUCAUGUCCCUGGAAGACUUUGAGCAGCGCUUGAAUCAAGCAAUUGAAAGAAAUGCCUUCCUGGAGAGUGAGCUGGACGAGAAGGAGAAUCUUCUAGAAUCCGUGCAGAGGUUGAAGGAUGAAGCGAGAGAUCUUCGGCAGGAACUGGCUGUGCAGCAGAAGCAAGACAAGCCCCGGACAGCCAUGCCAGGCUCCGCGGAAACCGAAAGGACAGACAUGGCUGUGCAAGCCACGGGCUCUGUGCCGUCCACUCCCACGGCUCCCCGAGGACCCAGCUCCGGUUUCAACACACCGGGGAUAUUCAGACGUGGUCUGGACGGCUCUAACAGUGGAACACCGCUCACACCUGCAGCCCGGAUAUCAGCCCUAAACAUCGUUGGGGACCUGCUUCGGAAAGUUGGGGCCCUGGAGUCCAAACUAGCAUCAUGCAGAAACUUCGUGUAUGAUCAGUCCCCAAGUCGGACAAGUGGGCCAGCCUCAGGUCGAGGAACCAAAACCAGAGAUGGUGGUGACAGACGGCCAAGCAGCACCGGUGUGGGAGAUAAGGGGUCAGGAAAACGCUUGGAGUUUGGGAAGCCGGCCCCACAGCUCUCAUCGCCAGCACUGCCGUCCGCCCAGGGUGUGGUCAAGCUUUUGCUCUAGGAUCGAUGGGAACGGCGCCCUCACCUGUCUGACACCUCUUGUGUUCAGCUUUUGCUUGUUUUAUUUUCGAGUUAGUCUGAAAAAUAAGAGCCGGCAUCACCACCGUUCACUUGGUGCUGUGCGGCCCAAGCUGACAAGGCUGCUGGCCCAGUUCCUGGCAGUGUGUGUCAUAGAAAUGGGCUGCUUGCCGUCCCCACCCCUACCCUAGGCUGCUGAUGGGGCCACACUGGCAUUGGCUACCUAGAGUUUUAAUGGUCUCCAGAGGUGUUUUGAAUAUGCAUGAUCUUCAGGGGGAAUUAGAGCCCAGCUCGGGAGCUCUCCUCUGCAACCUAUUUCCAGCUGGAGCUGUCUUCUGGAACAUUCUCCUGGUGCUUUUACAACAUGGUUAAACUGUGUCUAGGACUGGGAGAUAACAAAGGCAUAAGGCUUUUUUUUUUUCUCUUGAGAUAGUGUUUCUCUGUGUAAUCCUGGCUGUCCUGGAACUUGCUAUGUAGACCAGGCUGGCCUUGAAUUCACAGAGAUCCACCUGCCUCCACUCCCAAGUGCUGAGAUUAAAGGCACGUGCCACCAGCCAGCUCUUUGACACUCUUAAUCGGCCUCAUGAAGGUUUUUAGAGAUGGAUCUGACUCUCAGGUCAGUGGGAGAUGAUCCUUUAUAGAUAAACCCAGCUUUCUAUCUUUUCUGAGUCCCUUGCCCUGAUGUAGGGGUGACAUCUCCAUCAUGGCCCUGAACAACUUGGAGUUGGACUGGCCCUUGUUAAUGCCAUCCCUAAGAACAAGACUCCAUCCAGACAUUGGAGAAUAACCAGGAUGACUAAAAUAUCGGAUUGAGAUCUUUGACUCCCUUGGGAUGUGGGGAAGUCAGCACAGGAACUGCAACCCCAGACUGCUGUCUGUCUGUCUGUUUGUCUGCCUGUCUGUCUGUCUGGUGAAGCCCUGCCUUACUCUUUGGUCUACAAAGAGAAGUGUACACUAAUUCCAGAGCUACUGACUUUCUAGUACGGGGGCAACACUGGCCUUGAAUUGGACCUGGAAUUUUCUGGGUUCUUCUGGCAUUCACAAGGAGGCUUAAGCGGUGUGGCUGUUUGUUCCCCUCAGACAUUCUAACCUGGGAAAAGAUGGACUUUAUUUUUUAUAUUAAUAAUAAUAAUAAAAUCAAAAGAAAUGCC
Molecule: messenger RNA, 2392 nt
Organism: Mesocricetus auratus (golden hamster)
Lineage: Eukaryota; Metazoa; Chordata; Mammalia; Rodentia; Cricetidae
Gene: Nde1
Product: nudE neurodevelopment protein 1
Exons: 9
Coding region: 190-1224 (344 amino acids)
Biological process (GO): centrosome localization; establishment of mitotic spindle orientation; cell migration
Cellular component (GO): kinetochore; kinesin complex; centrosome
Molecular function (GO): microtubule binding
Source: RefSeq, a predicted model, not a curated record